UUCAUUUGAAUUAAACACUAUUGAACGGUAACCCUAAUCCACCUUCAUUCCGUCUUCCCAUUCAAUUUCCAACCUAAUUCUCUUUCCAUUUAUUUUUCUCUUCACUCCAUUAAGUAAUUCAAUUUCUCACGCCUUCUUAAUUUAGCUUCAAUUCAUUUUUUCUAUUGUUUCCCAGAUUUUUUUUUCGAUUACACCUUUAUUUUGGUUUGCUAUUUUUGUUUCAUGCAAUUUGAUGUUGAAAAUAUGGAAAUUUCUGAUAGCAGAAGAAAUUCAUUCUCAGAGCUAGAAAACAUAAACACCCAAUUCACAAAUGGUGAUGCUAAUUGUGAUCAUAUCAGUUAUAAAGGUGAUUGUGGUGAACCCAGAAUUUUAAAUCAUGAAAAAGAGUCUUUUCAUGAAUUAUCUUCUGAUGCACCAGGCAUGUUUGAUGCUUGUUCUGAAUCAAGUGAUCAUUCAAUUGGUAUUAUACCCACUUUUACAAACAAGCCUUCUAUUGUUAGCUUAAAGAAUGUGCUUGUUGGGGCAAUUUCUAUUUUGACUCAACUAAACAAAACAUCGAAAACCACUGAUAAUCAGUCCCUGUCUAGUAGUUCUGAUGUAUUGUUCCUUGGCAUUGGAGAGAAUGGUGAUACUGUCAUUGACUCCUCCGUGUAUACGCCAAGUGCUCCCCCUCCUCCGGUUGGGAUUGAUUAUGGUGCCUAUAAAGAGGUGCUAGAAGCUGAACCGCCGGAGUGGCUACCUGAUAGUUCUAGUUCUGGUUGCAUGAAGUGUAGUGCUCUAUUUACCGUGCUUACUCGUGGAAGGCAUCAUUGCCGGUUUUGUGGUGGUAUUUUCUGCCGGGUGUGUACAAAGGGGAAGUGUUUGUUGCCGGUUGGCUUUAGGGAAAGGAAUCCGCAGAGGGUUUGUGAUGCUUGCUAUGAGAAGCUUGUUCCUGUGCAAGGUUUUCUUAUCGAUACUGUUAGUAAUGCUGUGCAGGUUGCAAAGCAUGAUGUAAUGGAUUGGACUUGUUCUAGAGGGUGGCUUAAUCUUCCUAUUGGUUUGUCUAUGGAGGAUGAGAUAUACAAAUCAUCUAAUACUUUGAGAAGCUACUGCAAGGUGGCCAGAUCCAAUCCUGAGAGGUCAAUCCCUUUAGCCAUUCUUACCGAAGCGAAAGGGCUUGCAAUUUUAACCAUUGCGAAAGCCGGUGCAUUGCUCUCUUACAAACUGGGUACUGGUUUGGUUGUUUCUAGAAGGUCAGAUGGAUCUUGGUCAGCACCAUCAGCAAUAUUCUCCCUAGGUUUAGGAUGGGGUGCUCAGAUUGGUGGUGAACUUGUGGACUUUAUAAUUGUGCUUCGCGAUAUCAAGGCUGUGAGGACAUUUUGCAGUCGCGUGCAUUUUUCUAUUGGUGCUGGUUUUAGUGCUGCUGCAGGGCCUAUUGGAAGAGUGCUUGAAGCAGAUAUUCGUGCUGGUGACAGAGGUUCUGCCAUGUGUUAUACUUAUAGUUGCAGUAAAGGUGCAUUUGCGGGUGUGUCAUUGGAGGGAAAUAUAGUUGCAACCAGGAUGGAUACCAAUCUGCGCUUUUACGGCAGUUCUUAUCUCACAACAUCUGACAUUCUUUUAGGGAUGGUGGACAAGCCGGAGGCUGCCGAGCCAUUGUAUGUCUCUCUUCAAGACUUGUAUUCCAGUCUACGCCACUAGUUUCUAUUUAGUCCAGACACAUCAGGACAAAUACUUGUCUGAUUUUUGAGACUGAUAUGACAUCAACAGAUGUAGUCACAUUCAAACACUUUCAUUUUCGUUUUCUUAAAAUGUUACUGUUGUCUACUCGUCAUUGUCGUAUGAGGUGUCUACUUUUUUAAAUUGUACCCAUCAUUCAUUCUUCCAUCUGUU
Messenger RNA from Lathyrus oleraceus (garden pea), 1869 nucleotides. RefSeq lists its product as uncharacterized. Lineage: Eukaryota; Viridiplantae; Streptophyta; Magnoliopsida; Fabales; Fabaceae. Gene Ontology annotation, molecular function: metal ion binding; phosphatidylinositol binding. The transcript is spliced from 4 exons. The record is from RefSeq and is a predicted model, not a curated record. Bases 223 to 1677 code for a protein of 484 amino acids.